UAACUGAAGUUUUGUGGAGUAGAAGGCUGCAUAGGAUGCAUUUUCUGCGGUGGUCAGGGAAUAUGUUGCAAUAUAUGAAAGCAGUUUUUGUGAUAAGUAAUUGGCAUGAUUUAUGCUUUUGGAGAUUCUUUGCAAAUGGUGUCUGUAGUCUGUACAACCUGAAACGUGUCUGGUCAUACUAACUCGCAGCAAGUACAGUUGAGUUUUAUUGUAAAAAGCAACAUUAUAGGCACAUGGGUUUUAUUUUUAGUCUAUUGGUUUUUUGGUUUGAAUUACUAACCAAUACUCAAUUCGAUUUGAAUGCGUAGUUCUCCACAGUGUAGCCAAAAUUCUUGAUGCUUCUUUGUUUGCAUACACUAUCUCAUGAUUACAACCAUUAAUACAAGUUGUGCCCGUGAAUGUAUUUUCCUAACAAGUUGUUUAGCAUAUAGAAUGUUUCUAUUUUCACGAUUACCCUUGAAUCGUUUCAUGUUUCAUACAUGUAGAAACAUUUUAUAUAAGGAGAUUUUGUCCUGUCACCUACUUUAUGUGGCAAAAACAACUAAUAUAGAUAAUUUCUCCCAGAUUUCUAUAAUCUUUCUGAACUUGCAUGAAUUAACACUAUUAUUUGUGCCUAGUUUGUCCUUUUAGUGGAGAUUUCUGCUUCUGUUGAUUAACUUUUAAUCAUAGGUUGGUCUGCUCUUGUAGUGUAUGAGUUUCAUUGUAUUUAUUUUAGAAUCAAAUUUGUGUUUAUGGAAGGUGAAUGACUCUGUUAAGAUUGGUUGAUACACUGAUAUUUCCUUCUCUUCAUCUUUUCUGCUGGUCUUGCUUAGCUGUGCAGGAACGAUGGUUUUAGCAGUUAAGACAAAGAAUGCAUCAAGGUUUGGACUGUUUUGAGCCGUACACUACAGAUCUUACAAAUGAAAGCAACCAAAUUUUUUGUUUGUUAGUCGUUGCAAUUGAUAGAACUUACAGUGCAAAACAAAAGAAAAUUGAUUGAAGCUGUUGGAUUGGGACUUCUAUGGCAUAUUUAGCAUCUCUAUCACCAUUAUGCGUGAAUUUUUUGCAUUAUGUAUUUGCAGUUGAUACAUCAUACGUGCAAAAGAAUGAGUCCACAUGCAUGAUUGGAUAUUUCUGUUGUGACUUCUGUGAAGACGCUAUCUUGGCUACAGCUUCAGAAAAAAAACUCAACGUGGCCACUGAAUGAUCAGACACUUCCUUUCUGAUGAUUGAUGAGAAAAGGAAGAGAAGGAUACUCCAUAUUGAUUUUGAAUCUUCCAGGGGAACUAGUUAUGAUAUCACAACCCUUCCUCUACAUCUUCAGUCUUACAGGCUUACAUCAACCAAAAAAGAACUGAGAACAAGAAGCAUGUGUCUCCUGGUCACCUACACUGUACAACAUGUUCAGUUCACCUCGGUGACAAGGCAUAUUCAUAUGCUCCAUCAGAUCGCGAAUUUGCUUUGGAGAUUCCAGUUUUACUAUCUUAAAUACAUCCGAUUGCUCGAUGAAGGCCCAUGCUCUCCAGCCUUGCCGAGGUACUUGAAUUCCAAGGCUUGAAAACCAGCAAACCUGCAGAGAGCAGAGUAGAGACAAGAGGAGAAGGCCGUUCUUAGACGGCCAUUUAAUCAGAUCCAGGAAGGUUUCCUUCUCCUUUUUUUUUUGUCAAGAUUUAAGAGGCCGGCCAUCUCUCUCCCUCUCCCUCCUCCUCCUGCUCUCAUUUGGCGCCUGCCCUGAGCUCCAAACACCAACUACCUCUGCCGCCCCCCAUCACCCCUCCCCCCUCUCCCGCUCUUUAAAACUGCCACCUCCGUUAACGCCACCAUAGUUGGUCACCCACCAUCUCGUCUUCGCUCCCUCCUCUGCUCUGCACUCCAUCCAUGGCGAAGCCUCGCAAGAACUCCACCACUACCAACACCAGCAGCAGCGGUGUCGCCGCCGCCGCCGCCGCGGCGGCGGUGAAGCCGAAGCGCACGCGGAAGAGCGUCCCCCGCGAGUCCCCCUCCCAGCGCAGCUCCGUCUACCGCGGCGUCACCCGGCACCGGUGGACGGGGCGGUUCGAGGCGCACCUGUGGGACAAGAACAGCUGGAACGAGUCCCAGAACAAGAAGGGCAAGCAAGUUUACCUCGGGGCGUAUGACGACGAGGAGGCAGCGGCGAGGGCGUACGAUCUGGCGGCAUUGAAGUACUGGGGACCCGACACCAUCCUCAACUUCCCGUUGUCUGCAUAUGAAGGUGAGUUGAAAGAAAUGGAGGGGCAAUCAAGGGAAGAGUAUAUUGGAUCCCUAAGGAGGAAAAGCAGUGGGUUCUCAAGAGGAGUAUCGAAGUACCGAGGCGUUGCAAGACACCAUCACAAUGGGAGAUGGGAGGCCCGGAUUGGCCGUGUUUUUGGCAACAAGUACCUCUAUCUCGGUACUUACGCGACGCAGGAGGAGGCGGCAAUGGCGUACGACAUGGCGGCCAUCGAGUAUCGGGGCCUGAACGCCGUCACCAACUUCGACCUCAGCCGGUACAUCAAGUGGCUCCGGCCCGGCGCCGACGGCGCGGGCGCUCCCCAGAAUCCUCACCCCAUGCUGGGUGCUCUGUCGGCGCAGGAUCUCCCGGCGAUCGACCUCGACGCCAUGGCGUCGUCGUUCCAGCACGACGGCCAUGGCGCCGCGGCGGCGGCGGCACAGCUGAUCCCGGCAAGACAUUCGCUCGGCCACACGCCGACAACGUCGGCGCUCAGCCUGCUGCUGCAGUCGCCCAAGUUCAAGGAGAUGAUCGAGCGGACGUCGGCGGCGGAGACCACCACCACCAGCAGCACAACCACCUCCUCCUCGUCCCCGUCGCCGCCGCAGGCGACCAAGGACGACGGCGCCUCGCCGCAGUGCAGCUUCCCGGAGGACAUCCAGACCUACUUCGGCUGCGCCGCCGAGGACGGCGCCGCCGGCGCGGGAUACGCCGACGUGGACGGCCUGUUCUUCGGCGACCUCGCCGCGUACGCGUCGCCGGCGUUCCACUUCGAGCUGGACUUGUGACGGCGGCGCCGCCGCUGCCGCAGCCGAGCAGUGUCAGCUUGUGCCUCGCCAGUAGCCCAACGGCCACGGCGCAAUACAGUUACAGGCCGUUAAUUAAAUUCUUUAAUUGGGUGGAUUUGGUCCAUAGGAGAAUGACCAAAAAAAGAGAAGGAACAGACGAACAGACAAAUGGAAGGCAGGCAAGAAUGCAAGAUACUCUUAUAGCACAAGCUAGUGCUUACAGAGUUAAUGACAGUAUUAUAGUGACAAGCUGAAGACCGAGAAUUACUUCAAGAUUGAUUUUCUUACCUUGACAAUCCGAAUGAGAGAGAGAGAGAUAGUGGGUGUGUGACAGUGUGAGGAGAGGAGAUUGUUUCAUUUUUGCUUCAUCCCUGACAAAAUGAACAACUAUAUAGUAUCUUUUUUUUUUGAGAACGACUAUAUAGUAUCUAUAAUCUACAUAAAUACUUGAUAGAAGGAUUUGUGAGUUUCUGAACAAUUACUACAUGUUCAAUCCUGAGUUCCUGACUGUUCACCA
Oryza sativa Japonica Group (Japanese rice) is the source of this 3514-nucleotide messenger RNA. NCBI's taxonomy places the organism in Eukaryota, Viridiplantae, Streptophyta, Magnoliopsida, Poales, Poaceae. The record is from RefSeq and is a predicted model, not a curated record.